This is a messenger RNA of Tripterygium wilfordii, 757 nucleotides long. Its product is annotated as glycine-rich RNA-binding protein-like. The record is from RefSeq and is a predicted model, not a curated record. Gene Ontology annotation, molecular function: mRNA binding. The transcript has 2 exons. NCBI's taxonomy places the organism in Eukaryota, Viridiplantae, Streptophyta, Magnoliopsida, Celastrales, Celastraceae. The coding region runs from base 57 to 545 and encodes 162 amino acids.
ACUCAUUCUCUUUUGUUAGUUGCUAGUUCUUUCCGUUCAAUUGUUUCGUUGUUCCUAUGGCUUCUGCAGAGGUUGUUGAGUACCGGUGUUUCGUCGGCGGGCUCGCCUGGGCCACCGACGACCACGGUUUGUCCGAGGCUUUUAGCAAUUUUGGCGAGAUCCUUGAAUCGAAGAUCAUCAACGAUCGUGAGACUGGAAGAUCAAGGGGCUUCGGAUUCGUGACCUUCAGCAAUGAGAAGGCCAUGAGAGAUGCGAUUGAAGGGAUGAACGGUCAGAAUCUGGACGGCCGAAACAUCACUGUGAAUGAAGCUCAGUCACGUGGUAGCGGUGGCGGAGGCGGAUAUGGCGGCGGCGGUGGCGGAGGCUAUGCCCGUCGUGAGGGAGGAUACAACCGCAACGGUGGCGGUGGUGGUGGCUAUGGUGGAAGUGGAGGUGGCGGUUAUGGUGGACGCCGAGGAUAUGGUGAUGGUGGUGGUGAUGGGGGCUCCCGCUACUCUAGGGGCGGAGGUGGUGGUGGCGGCUCUGGUGGUAGCUGGAGGAAUUAGAUCCUAUUUAGGGGGUUAUGCUUUAUGGCGUUGAUGGUUGCUUGGGAUUAUGGUUUCUCUCAUAGUUGGGCGUCUUUCUUAUAAUCCAGUAUUGUUGCAGUUACUAUGUUGGUUCCUAUGUUACUGUUGUGGUGGUUCUCUCUGUUUUUGACCGAUGGUUAUCUUAGCAUAAAAAUAGUGGAAUGGAAUGAAUACACUUCUUCGUUUCUCUA